AUGUCAGGUUUGCCCGAGUUUUACUAUGAUGCCAUCAAGCAAGGCCAAUAUUUUCGAAAGAUCGCCUAUAUGCACGCUAAAUACGGCCCCGUGGUUCGAAUUGGGUCGGAUGAGAUCCACGUGAAUGAUCCUAAAUGCAUUCAGGAUAUUUAUGCUGGGCCGGGCAAAGUCAGAGAUAAAUACAACUUCUACACGCAACAGUUCGGUAUUCCCGAAGCUUCCUUGACCACACCUUCCCAUGGCUUGCAUAGAGUCCGUCGUGCAGCAAUUGCCCCUUUCUUCUCCAAACGCUCUGUUUCCAGUCUCGAGCCCGUCAUCGUUGGGCUUGCCGAGCAGCUUUAUCUCCGUCUGAAUAGCUAUGCAGGUACAGACCAGCCCGUAGUCUUAAACGAUGCAUUUAGCUGUUUCGCCACAGAUGUCAUCAUGGAAUAUUCGUUUGCCCGCAGCUACGGCUUCUUACAGAAUGCCGACUUUCUUCCAAACCUACGCAAUUGUCUUCAGGGUUUGAUGAUUUCGGUCCACUACGUCAAGCAUUUCCCCUGGGUUCUCAAUAUCAUGGAUAUAUUGCCCAUGCUCUUUUACUCACUUAUUCUAUUUGCACAGGAUAUCAAGAUCCAAGUGAACGAACUUUGGACCGGUCAAAAUACGAAUUUCAAGACCAAGGACCAUCCAACAAUCUUCCAUGCACUUCUCAACGCAAACGCCCCAGCGAGUGAGAAGCAUCCUGAUCGACUAUGGCAGGAGGGAUUUCUGGUGAUCGGGGCAGGGACAGAGACCACGGCUUGGAUUCUCACGACAACAAUGUACUAUUUGAUCGCCAAUCCGUGCGCAUACAAUAAGCUCAAACAAGAGCUGCUGACCGAAUUCCCCAACAUUUCGGCCACGCCCACCAUCGCCGUCGUGGACCGUCUCCCUUUUCUGAUAAGUACUGCCGAAGGUCUUCGGCUUGGGGUCGGGGUUAGCUCUCGCCUGCAGCGUAUUUCGCCGACACAUCCGAUCCGCGUCGGAGACUGGACGGUACCUCCCGGCACUCCAGUGGGGAUGUCGAGCAUUCUCGUUCAUCAUAACCAUCAACUCUUCUACAAGCCCUACGAAUUUAUCCCCGAACGAUGGAUAGAGAAUCCGAAGUUGGAUGAUUACCUUUUGAGCUUUUCUAAAGGAUCUAGACAAUGUGCCGGGAUUACUCUUGCAUAUACCGAGCUCCGGUUAGUUCUGGCUACAUUGAUUCGAAGACUUGACUUUACACUUUUUAAGACGACAGUUGAGGAUGUGGCUCUCGAGCAUGACCUUGUAACAGCGAAUGCUGGGCUUGGAUCCAAAGGGGUGAGAGUGCUCGUGAAGUAG
This is a messenger RNA of Exophiala aquamarina CBS 119918, 1344 nucleotides long. RefSeq lists its product as uncharacterized. Gene Ontology annotation, molecular function: monooxygenase activity; iron ion binding; oxidoreductase activity, acting on paired donors, with incorporation or reduction of molecular oxygen. Bases 1 to 1344 code for a protein of 447 amino acids. The transcript has 8 exons. Lineage: Eukaryota; Fungi; Ascomycota; Eurotiomycetes; Chaetothyriales; Herpotrichiellaceae. The record is from RefSeq and is a predicted model, not a curated record.